GGCUCCCGCCUCUUUCCAGCACCGCUCCUGAAUUGCCAGCAGGCGCGUCAAUCACGGGCAGAGCUGCUUCUGCUGCGCUCUUCCUGCUUCCGGUUCGCGGAGCGGGUGGAGGAAGCCGGUCGGGACCACGGAGGGGGCUGCUGUAGGCCGGCGCCGUCCGCGGUCCCUGGGCCGCUCCGCCAGCGCCGAGCGCGCAGCAUGGGACGCCCCUGAUCGGCGGAUCGCUCUUCUGUAGGCUCGGCCGUGCCCUCUGUGGGGACGCCGGACGGGUCCGUUGCGGCAGCAGGAUGUCAUCACCAUGCCAUCCCUCUACUGUGCUCCUAGUCUUUAUGGCCCUUGCUUUUGGUGUGGGGGCUGAUCAGCUGAAAGAGAGGAGCUGUGAUGUGAUCGGUGAUGAAAGCAGUGAAUCACAAAUGGAAAGAGCCCUGCUGAAGAAACUAGAGCCCCUGAGCCAAAUAAGGUUUAACUUGACUGUGGAGAAAGGCAAAACAGAAAAUUACAUCUACCAAUUCAGGGUGUGCAGGGAGGUCAACAGCACCUUGUAUGAUUUUGGUGGCCUAGUGCAAACAGAUAGACAGAAUGGAAAGACCACUGUCAUAGGAAGAAUCAAUGAAACCCAGGUCUUCAAUGGAAGUGACUGGAUCAUGUUGAUUUAUAAAGGAGGUGACUCAUAUGGUAGGCACUGCAGUGGUGAGAAGAGAAGAGCUGUGAUAAUGAUUUCUUGCAAACGGGGAGUUACAGCGAGUUCAUUCAGCAUUAUUUCGGAAGAGCGGGAAAAGGAGCAGGACUGUUUCUACCUCUUUGAGAUGGAUAGCAGUGUGGCUUGUCCAGCUGAAGAUUCCCGCCUCAGCGUUGGCUCUAUUCUACUGAUCAUAUUUACUUCUCUGAUUGCAGUCUACAUCGUUGGUGGCUUCCUCUACCAACGCCUUGUAGUGGGAGCAAAGGGUAUGGAGCAGUUUCCUCACUUUGCCUUCUGGCAAGAUCUUGGCAAUUUGGUGGCGGAUGGCUGUGACUUUGUCUGCAGAUCUAAGCCUCGAAAUGCACCAGCUGCAUACCGUGGUGUGGGUGAUGACCAGCUGGGUGAGGAGUCUGAAGAACGGGAUGACCACUUGCUACCAAUGUGAUAAGCUUUCAACAACGAGUUCUUCUCUUCUCACCUCUCCCAGUGCUUGUUUAGGCAGGUGCCUCCCAGCCAGUUCUCCUUCUCUCACUACUGAUUUUCUUUAUGCUGUUUGCUUUCACUAUCUCUGGUGUGUCAAGUCCCGUGGACACCUCUGGCUGGUCCUUGAUGGCAUAUCUUACAAAUAUAUUGCUGUUUGAGGGUUUUAAAAAAGCAGCAGAGGUGGAGCAUGGGGAAGAGUACUGAGAGUUAAGUAGAAGACAGCAAGAAAGCAAUAAGAGCAUUGAGCAAGAAUAGGAGCUGGAUCACUGACAGGUGAAUAUGCCAUGGACGGGUACAGGAAAGGGAAGUAAAAGGGGACCAUGAGUUGAAACAGCUGAGACUAGGAAGGAUCUAUUGUGAUUUGCAUUUGCAUUUUUUCUCCCUGUCUAGGGGUUACAGGAUUUGUAAGACACUGGAAUUACUUUUCUUUCAGCUUUUCUAGCUUCUGCACUGUUACACGCUGUUUCUGCCAGCAUAACCUGCACAGUGCUCCGCAUCAGACUCUGCGAGGGUGGAGAAGUCAUUAGUACCUCUGCAGUCUUUUUUUUUUCCUAAUGGCUAUACACCAGUUUUCCUUCAGUAACUGUAAAGGGAUGCUUGCCAUCCUCUCAGACUAGAGAGGGGCAAUGCUAAAAAACACCCAAGAAAACAUAGGAAUUAAAUGCAGCUUGACUUUCUAGUUCAGUCAAAAUACUGCCUAAAUCUUCUCAGUUACUGAGAAACAAAAGGAAAUUAUGUCCUGCUGAGUAAAGGAAAUAUAUAAUGAAACAGACAUCAAAGGAAAAUAAAGACAGGCAGCUGCCACUUGAAUUCUGUUACAUGCUCCCUGAGCUGACUGCCCACACAGCUCACUCACCAUCAGCUUUCCGAUCUCCUCUCCCUAAGUUCCCUUUUUGGCAGAAGGUUUUCCCAUGCUGCUACCAGAAUUAAUUUAUCUGAAAAAGGAACCAUAGAAGCCAAGGAUAAUGCUUUACUCUUGCACUGACUGGUCAGCUUUCCUAAAUCACUGUCCCCUUAAGCAUGAUGCAGACCAGUUCCACACCCUGUGCACAUGGUACUUGCCUACUGCUACUGGCUGGGAGUGAAGGAAGCCUUCUGCUAGGGCUUUGGUGUAAAGCAGGUACAACUGAGUUGCAAGACUUAAUUGGAACCUUCAGGGACACUGGGUACUGUUUCCCAAUUGCUUUUUAUUUGAGGGGCUAAACUAAGCAAUUUUACUUCAUCCUGUUGUAAACAGCCAGAAAAUUGUCCUCUCUUAAAGGCAGGGACUGUGAAUAAGCAAGCCACUACUGAUAACAGUAGAGUAUAGACAAGCUUUGUGUGUUUUUAAUACUGCUAAAGCUGUCUGAACUGAUAAAGGGGGGAAAGGGUGGCCCUGCUGUCUUGGCGGGCUUUAGAGUGGGCAAGCAAUUUCUGCUUUCUGGAGAUAAGAGUCCAAUCCCUCUGCCAAAGCAGGCAUGUCACACGAGAACACAUCCAGACAGGUCUUCAAAGUCUCCAGGGGAGACUCCACAACCUCUCUGGGCAGCCUGUUCCAGUGCUCUGUGACCCUCACAAUGAAGCUUUUCCUCAUGUUGAGGUGGAACUUCCUGUAUGCUGGUUUGUAUCCAUUGCCCCUUGUCCUAUCACAGGGCACCACUGAAAUGAGACUGGCCCCUUCUUCUUGACACCCACCCUUCAGAUAUUUGUAAAUAUUAGUAAAAAGCCCUCAGUCUUCUCCAGAUGAAACAGCCCCAGGGUUCUCAGCCUUUCCUCAUAAGACAGAUUUUUCCAGAACCUUAAUCAUCUUCAUAACUCUGUUGGACUCAGUCUACUCUAUCCCUGUCCUCCUUGAACUGGGGAGUCAAAAACUGGACCCACUACUCCAGAUGUGGACUUAACUGGGGUAAAGGGGGAGGAGGACCUCCCUUGACACUCUUUGCAAUGUACCCUGGGAUACCAUUGGCUUCUUGGCCACAGGGCACAUUGCUGUCCCAUGGAGAACUUGCCAUCUGCCAGCUGGAACUCCAGCGUACUUCUCCAUGGAGCUGCUUUUUAACCCCUCAUCGGUACUGGUGCGUGGUGGUGUUCCUCCCCGGGUGCAAGACUCUACCCUUACCCUUAUUCUUGCUGAACCUCAUUGAGGUUCCCUCUUGCCCAGCUCUGAUCUGUCCAGAUCUUGCUGUGUAUAUUUAUUUUGUUAUGUUCUCAAUCUUCUUUGUAAGACAGGAAACAUAGGAAGCUGCCAAGUCUGUUACUGUUUCUCAUGGUGGUGAUUAAGGUGGAUUUUUUGGUACAAAACACAACUUUCAAAAAUAAAAUGACAAAACCCGUGGUGAAGCGUUGUGCUGAGGGAACAGGAGCUGUUCUUGGGUAAAUAAGAGUCUCUGACACCAAAGGUGAAGGGUCCUUCAGGUGUGGUGCCUUGUGGUUGGAACACAUCUCUCUUCUUUGCUAGUGCAUGGGGUUUUUUUUGCUGCUACCUUGUAUCACUCCAUUUCCCCCCACAGGGAAGAGAGAGGGGGAUUAUACACACAUCUUUCAAAACUGAAACUUGAGACACUCAGGUAGUUAAUGGAGGGGAAAAGUCUCCUAUGCUGUGUAUUUCUCUGCAACAAUAAAAAUCAAAAGUAGCUUUUUGAUGAA
Molecule: messenger RNA, 3787 nt
Organism: Pogoniulus pusillus (Red-fronted tinkerbird)
Lineage: Eukaryota; Metazoa; Chordata; Aves; Piciformes; Lybiidae
Gene: M6PR
Product: mannose-6-phosphate receptor, cation dependent
Exons: 7
Coding region: 288-1124 (278 amino acids)
Biological process (GO): protein targeting to lysosome
Cellular component (GO): trans-Golgi network; Golgi apparatus; endosome
Molecular function (GO): protein domain specific binding
Source: RefSeq, a predicted model, not a curated record